Messenger RNA from Nerophis lumbriciformis (worm pipefish), 3252 nucleotides. The record is from RefSeq and is a predicted model, not a curated record. NCBI's taxonomy places the organism in Eukaryota, Metazoa, Chordata, Actinopteri, Syngnathiformes, Syngnathidae.
AUGGAAUUAAUACAUUUACUUGUGCUCCUGCUCUUGUUCUGGGUCGGUGCCGAUGCUGUCAUAAACCUCAAAUAUGGAAUAAACGAGGAGAUGAAGCCCGGCUCUGUGAUUGGGAACGUGACAAAGGACGCGCUCAAACAAGGAUUCCAAAUCGCACCGCAGCCGCCUUUCUUGCGGGUCAUCUCCAAUUCAGAGCCGCGCUGGGUGGAACUCAGCCCGGCCGGCAUUCUUACCACGCAAAUGAAGAUCGACCGGGAUGUAGUGUGCCGCCAGAACCCCAAGUGCAUUAUUUCUUUGGAGGUGAUGUCCAACUCAAUGGAGAUCUGCGUCAUUAAAGUUGAAAUCGAGGAUUUGAAUGACAACGCGCCCAAGUUCCCAACAAGCCACAUUGACAUCGAGAUCUCGGAAAACGCGUCCCCCGGGACCAGAUUUCCCCUGGAGGGGGCAAGCGAUCCGGACUCGGGCGUGUACGGCGUGCAGUCAUACUCCAUCACCCCAAACGAGCUUUUCGGACUGGAGAUUAAAACGCGAGGGGACGGCUCUAAAAUUGCAGAGCUUGUCGUGCAAAAAUCAUUAGACCGAGAGACCCAGUCCCAUUAUACGUAUGAGAUCAGCGCGGAGGAUGGAGGGGAGCCACCAAAAAUAGGUGCGGUCCAAUUAAACAUCAAAGUCAUUGAUUCCAAUGACAACAACCCUGUGUUUGACGAGCCAGUGUAUACUGUUAAUGUCAUGGAGAACUCACCAAUCAACACUCUAGUAAUAGAUUUAAAUGCAACAGAUCCCGAUGAGGGCACCAACGGAGAGGUGGUGUACUCGUUCAACAGUUACGUCACCGAGAAGACGAGGGACGCGUUCAAAAUUGAUCCUCGGACAGGUAUCAUAACUGUCAACGGCAUUCUGGAUUAUGAGAGCACCCAGAUUUAUGAGAUUGAUGUACAGGCCAAAGAUUUGGGACCCAACUCCAUACCUGCGCACUGCAAAGUAACAGUGAAUGUGAUGGACACCAACGACAACCCGCCUGUCAUCAGCCUGCUCUCCCUUAACACAGAGAUGGUGGAGGUGAGCGAGAACGCGCAGCGCGGGUACGUUAUUGCCCUGGUGCGUGUUUCUGACAAAGAUGCUGGGGCCAAUGGCAAGGUGCAGUGCCGACUCCAGGGUAACGUCCCCUUUCGGCUACAAGAGUACGAGAGCUUCUCCACCAUCCUGGUGGAUGGUCGGCUUGACCGUGAGCAAAAAGACACUUACAACCUGACAAUCCAGGCAGAGGACAGCGGCAUUCCACCCCUGCGUGCCACCAAAUCGCUGGUGGUCAAAGUGGCGGACGAGAAUGACAACCCACCGCAUUUUCUCAAGCCACACUAUCAGGAGAUGGUGAUGGAGAACAACCUACCCGGCUCGUGCCUGCUGGCGGUCUCAGCAGAAGACCCCGACCUGGGCAUGAACGGAACGGUGUCAUAUUCCAUAGUCCCUGGUGAGAUUAAGCAUAUGGACGUUAACACUUAUGUGAGCAUAAACCCAUCAGGCCGCAUUUAUUCCAUGAGGUCCUUUGACCACGAAUACACAAGGACUUUUGACUUUAAAGUUCUGGCCCGAGACAAUGGCAAUCCAUCUUUGUCAAGCAAUGCCACUGUGAGAAUUGUGGUGUUGGAUGUCAAUGACAACACGCCCGUCAUGACCAACCCGCCUUUGGUGAAUGGCACUGCUGCGGUGUCAAUCCCCAGGAACGCCGGCGCAGGCUACAUGGUGACCCAGGUGAAGGCGGACGACUAUGAUGAAGGCGAGAAUGGACGGCUCACUUACACCAUCUCUGAAGGAGACCGGGCCUUCUUUGAGAUUGACCAAGUCAACGGAGAAGUGCACUCCACCCGCAUGUUCAGCGAGAAUGCUAAAUCCACCUAUGAGAUAACAGUGGUGGCCCGAGAUCAUGGCAAGCCUUCCCUGUCUGCCUCAGCCUACAUCGAGGUGUACCUGUCGCCGGACCUGAAUGCCCAGGAAUCCAUUGGACCCGUCAACCUAUCCCUCAUCUUCAUCAUUGCCCUGGGCUCAAUUGCCGCCAUCCUUUUUGUCACCAUGAUUUUCGUGGCGGUUAAGUGCAAGAGGGACAACAAGGAAAUCCGGACCUACAACUGCAGGGUGGCUGAGUACUCCUAUGGCAAUCAGAAGAAGUCAAGCAAGAAGAAGAAGCUGAACAAGAACGACAUCCGCCUGGUCCCGCGCGAUGUCGAAGAGACGGACAAGAUGAACGUGGUGAGUUGCUCAUCACUCACCUCCUCACUCAACUACUUUGACUACCACCAGCAGAGCCUGCCGCUGGGCUGCAGGCGCUCUGAGAGCACCUUCCUCAACGUGGAAAACCAGAACUCACGCAAUGCCGCACCCAACCACGGCUAUCAGCAACCGUUCACCGGGCAGGGCCACCAGCAGCCAGACCUCAUCAUCAACGGCAUGCCACUGCCAGAGACGGAGAAUUAUUCAAUUGACUCCAGUUACGUGAACAGCAGAGCUCACCUCAUUAAAAGUUCGUCGACAUUCAAGGACCUGGAGGGGAAUAGUUUAAAGGACAGCGGCCACGAGGAGAGUGACCAGACUGACAGCGAACACGAUGUCCAGCGAGGACACUAUGUUGACACAGCUGUCAAUGACAUGCUCAACAUGACCGUGCCUCCUAAUGUUUGCCAGCAUCCAGAUCAAGAUCCCGCCGAAGGCUUCCACUGUCAAGAGGAGUGCCGAAUCCUAGGACACUCUGACCGCUGUUGGAUGCCUCGGGUCCCCCUAGCGGCACGCGUCAAGUCACCCGAGCACCCCCGCAAUGUCAUCGCUUUGUCAAUCGAAGCCACCACGGUGGAUGUACCCCACUAUGAGGAUGGUACUACUAAGAGGACUUUUGCCACCUUCGGUAAGGACGGGCCCGAGGACGUGGAGCGAGGCGACUUGAAGGGGAAGCGGACUCACGAGUCUCAGGUGUGCAGCCCUAAGGCCAAUGGCGGAGCCGUGCGUGAAGCCGGCAAUGGGCGAGAGGCAGGCAGUCCAAUUACUUCCCCGGUGCACCUGAAAAGCCCCAUGUCUAAGCCCUUGUCCAACUACAACACACUGAAAUGUCGCGACGCAGAGCGCAUCGCCAACCACAGUCUGCUCCGGCAACCAGAGGGCAAAGACAGUGAGCCGUCGGUGCGGGAGUUUAACACGCUUCUUCACGACGGCCGUGAUAAGGAGUCCCCCAGCAGCAAGCGCUUGAAGGACAUUGUGCUUUAG